Molecule: messenger RNA, 2462 nt
Organism: Acomys russatus (golden spiny mouse)
Lineage: Eukaryota; Metazoa; Chordata; Mammalia; Rodentia; Muridae
Gene: Lzts2
Product: leucine zipper tumor suppressor 2
Exons: 5
Coding region: 163-2193 (676 amino acids)
Biological process (GO): cell division; negative regulation of canonical Wnt signaling pathway
Source: RefSeq, a predicted model, not a curated record
GGAGCGCGGGGCCGGGAGCUCGGAGCUGGCUGGAGAGUCAGAGUUCUGCCGCGGCGAGGAAGUAGGCACGCUGGAGCAGGAGCCCGGCCUAAGAGGGAGCAGCGGCGCAGGUGACGCUGGGUUGCCCUGGAGGCCCCUGGCCAGGCCUGAGCCUCUGCCACCAUGGCCAUUGUGCACACUCUGCCAGUGCCACUGGAGCCCGCACGUGAGACAACCACUGCCCCACAAGCUCCAGCAAUGGGUAGCGUGAGCAGUCUUAUCUCAGGCCGGCCCUGUCCUGGGGGACCUGCUCCUCCACGACACCAUGGUGCCCCUGGGCCCACCUUCUUCCGUCAGCAGGAUGGGCUGCUCCGGGGUGGCUACGAGGCACAGGAACCACUCUGCCCUGCUGUGCCACCUAGGAAGACUGUCCCAGGCACCAGCUUUACCUACAUCAAUGAGGACUUCCGGACAGAGUCACCUCCCAGCCCAAGCAGUGAUGUCGAAGAUCCCCGAGAGCAUCGGGCACACAAUGGCCACCUCCGUGGACCCCCACCAAAGCUCAUCCCUGUCUCUGGGAAGCUGGAGAAGAACAUGGAGAAAAUCCUGAUCCGGCCAACAGCCUUCAAGCCAGUGCUCCCCAAACCUCGGGGUGCACCAUCCCUACCUGGCUUCCUGGGUCCUCGAGCUGCUGGGCUAUCUGGGAGCCAGGGCAGCCUGACACAGCUGUUUGUGGGGCCAGCCGCCUCCUCCUCCUCCUCUUCCUCUUCUUCCUCUGCUGCUGACAAACCCUUGGCACUGAGCGGUUGGGCCAGUGGCUGCCCGUCAGGAACCCUGUCAGACUCUGGCCGAAAUUCUUUGUCCAGCUUGCCCACCUACAGCACUGGAGGUGCUGAACCGACUACCAACUCCCCAGGUGGGCACUUGCCCUCGCACGGCCCUGGCCGAGGGGCACUGCCCGGCUCAGCCCGAGGGGUCCCUACUGGGCCCUCCCAUUCGGACAGCGGCCGGUCCUCCUCCAGCAAAAGCACAGGUUCCUUGGGGGGGCGGGUAGCUGGAGGGCUCUCGGGCAGUGGUGCCCGGGCCUCCCCUGGCAGCAGUUCGGGUGGAGACCGCUCUCCGCCCCCUCCGCCCCCACCACCUCCUUCGGAUGAGGCCUUGCUACACUGUGUCCUGGAAGGAAAGCUUCGAGACCGAGAGACAGAGCUACAACAGCUACGGGACAGUAUGGAUGAGAGUGAGGCCAGCGUGUGUCAGGCAUUUGGAGCGCGGCAGCGGCACUGGCCACGAGAGCGGGAGGACUGUGCGGCCCAGGCACCACAGGCCACACAGCGGGUCCAGCGGGCCCAGCAGCUGCUGCAACUGCAGGUGUUCCAGCUGCAGCAGGAGAAACGCCAGCUGCAGGAUGACUUCGCGCAGCUGCUGCAGGAGCGAGAGCAGCUGGAGCGCCGCUGCGCUACCUUUGAACGGGAGCAGCGGGAACUCGGGCCUCGGCUGGAGGAGACCAAAUGGGAGGUGUGCCAGAAAUCAGGCGAGAUCUCCCUGCUGAAGCAGCAACUGAAGGAAUCUCAGGCAGAGCUGGUACAGAAGGGCAGUGAGCUGGUGGCGCUGCGGGUGGCCCUGCGAGAGGCUCGGGCUGCCUUACGGGUCAGUGAGGGCCGUGCCAGGGGCCUGCAGGAGGCAGCCCGAGCCCGGGAGCUGGAGCUGGAGACCUGCUCCCAGGAGCUACAUCGGUACCGCCAGGAGGCCGACCGGCUCCGGGAGAAGGCUGGGCACUUGGAUGCUGAAGCAGCAGGACUCCGGGAGCCCCCUGGGCCCCUCGCCGCUGCCACCACCACCACCACCGACCCGUUCCUCCUGGCAGAGAGCGACGAGGCUAAGGCGCAGCGGGCAGCUGCUGGGGCAGGGGGGAGCCUACGGGCUCAGGUGGAACGGCUGCGCCAAGAGCUGCAGCGGGAGCAGCGACGAGGAGAUGAGCAGAGGGACAGCUUUGAGGGGGAGCGGCUGGCCUGGCAGGCGGAGAAGGAGCAGGUGAUCCGCUACCAGAAGCAGCUGCAGCACAACUACAUCCAGAUGUACCGGCGAAACAGGCAGCUGGAGCAGGAGCUGCAGCAGCUGAGCUUGGAGCUGGAAGCCCGAGAGCUUGCUGACUUGGGCCUGGCUGAGCCGGCCCCUUGCAUCUGUCUGGAGGAAAUCACUGCCACAGAAAUCUAGGGCCUUGUGUGCAAGCCACAGGGACCCACCUGGGUCCCAGGAUCCUCUGACCACUCCGGAUCUCAGAGCCAAGGGGCCCUCAGCCAAGCAUUCAGGUGGCCCUGUGACUUGGAGGAAGAAGAUCAGACCCCCUUGAAGUCCCAUUUCACUGUCGCCCAGAGGCUCCCACCUGCCCUGCCAUUUCGCUCCCCAGCUGUCAGUGCCACUGCCAGCCCUCCUUGCCCCAGAUGUUUGCCAGCCCGCUCCAGCUGGGAAGAGAAAGGGCCUAC